AUGUCCCAAGAUCAAUAUUUGAAAGAUCCUGAUAUCACAGAAACAACUGGACUCAUGUCUACAAGUGAUCCAGAUGCUAUCAUAGAAACUGGUGCUCAAGAGAUAUUUGAAUCUGUUAUAACAGAUGAAGAUCAUGAAGGUGAAAAUGAAGAUGUUAGAUGGUUAAGAGAAGAAAGAUUACAUCACAAGACUUUAAAUUGGUUUUAUAGACCAAGUGCAUUUAUGAUUACAAUUGCCUUAUUAUUAUGUUUCUUGGGUAUGGGUACAAGUUUAGGUCCAAGAGUUACUUUAACUUUAGAUUCAAUUUGUAAAAAGAUUCAAUUUGAAGAUUCAUCAAUAAAUGAACAAUGUCAUGAUCCAAGAAUUCAAUCUGAAUUACUUUCACUUCAAUCUGCUUUGUUAGUUGUCAAUGGGUUUUGUGGUUGUACAUUAUCUGGUUUGAUGGGGAAUUUAAGUGAUCGUUAUGGUAGAAAACAUGUAUUAUCAGUUGUUACUAUAGUUUAUUUUCUUGGUAGAGCUUUAACAGGUUAUUUAAUAUCACCUAAUACAACAUAUAAUAGAUAUUAUAUUAUAUUGGCAAAUAUUUUAGAAGGUUCAUUGGGUGGUACCACUGUUAUAAUGAAUAUUGCAAAUAGUUAUAUUACAGAUAUUGUGGAACCUCAUCAAAGAAAUGUUUCAAUUGGAUUUAUUUUUGGUACAUUAUAUGCAGGUUUAGCAUUUGGUCCACAAUUUUCAAAUUUAAUUCUAUUUUUUCGUCCAAAUGAUAAUGUUUUAACUAUAUAUUUUGAAUGUGGAUUAAUACUUUUAUCAAUUUUUGUUAUAGUUUUUCUAUUGCCAGAAUCAAGAUCUGUUAAAUUGAGAAGAAAAUCUCAAUCAUCACAUUUACAAAGAAAGGCAAGUUUUACAUCAAUUGAAUCAACAAAUUCAAAUAUUUCAAAUUUUUCAAUUUAUAAUAAAUUACAAUUAUGGAGAAUUUCUGAUAUUUUUUCACCUUUAAAACUUUUAUGGAUUCCAAAACAUCGUAAAUAUGGAUUAGGUCCAAGAAUUAAUAUUUUAUUAUUAUUAUUAAUUGAAAAUAUCAUGUUUUUAGCUACAACUACUUUAACAACAGCUUUAGUUACAUAUGCAACAUAUAUGUUUGAUUGGAAAUCUCAAAAUAUUUCAAGUUAUGCAUCAAUUUUAGGUGGUACUAAAACUGCAUGUCUUUUCAUUGUUUCACCAAUUUUAAUGCAUUAUUUAAAGAAGAAAUUAAAUCAAAAUACAAAAAGUGUUGAUAAUUUAGAUCGAUUAGUUAUUGGAAUUGCAUUAAUUUUUGAUUCUUUAGGACCAUUAACUGUUAUAUUGGCAACUAAUGGUUCAUAUCUGUAUGCAUCUGCUGCAUUUGCAUCAAUGGCUGCUUUAGGUGGGCCAACAAUUCAAAGUUCAUUAGUUAAACAUGUUUCAGAAUCGCAUAGUGGUGGAUUAUUUGGUGCUUCAUCAUUAGUUAGAAAUGGAGUUUUAACUAUAUUAUCACCAAUUUUAUUAUGGAUUAAUGGUAAAGCUUUAGCAGUUUUCCCAACUUUAUUAUUUUGGAUUAUGUUUGGAUUAUUUAUAUGUGCCAUUAUUGCAGUUUUUUUAUUAAAAUCUUAUGAUGCUAGUUUAGAUACUAAUAUAACACCUUCACAAUCAAUUUCAUCAUUUAGAUCAAAUCCAAGACCAACAACUAAUGGAUCUAGUUCUUCUAAUUUACAAAGACAAUUGAAUUAUGGUUCAACUAGUCAACCAUCAUCACCAAGAAGGUGA
Hansenula ciferrii is the source of this 1782-nucleotide messenger RNA. RefSeq lists its product as uncharacterized. Gene Ontology annotation, cellular component: membrane. NCBI's taxonomy places the organism in Eukaryota, Fungi, Ascomycota, Saccharomycetes, Phaffomycetales, Wickerhamomycetaceae. The transcript has a single exon. The coding region runs from base 1 to 1782 and encodes 593 amino acids. Gene Ontology annotation, molecular function: transmembrane transporter activity. Gene Ontology annotation, biological process: transmembrane transport. The record is from RefSeq and is a predicted model, not a curated record.